AUGUGUAUCAAUCAUUCUUGUGCAAAUAACGCCACCUGUGUUAAUGGACCAAACAAAACCUACAAAUGUGAGUGCCAGAAGAACACAGUCGGCACCUACUGUCAAUUCGCUUGUGAACCCAAUCAAUGCUCGGGUAAUGGAACAUGUAUAAUGCGAAUUGAUGGUAGGGUCGGAUGCAAAUGCGAUCCAGGAAUUACAGGAUUACGGUGCGAAAGAGAAAUCGAUGAAUGCCGACGGAGUAUGUGCCAGAACUCGUUGAAAUGCAUCGAUAAAUUCAAUGAUUACGAAUGCGUAUGCAUGGACGGCUGGAUUGGGAAAAAUUGCGAUCGCCCUUGUCAAGACAUUUAUGGUUCGUGCAAAAUGUGGAAACGUGAAGGACAAUGUGAGAUACCCCCUGAAGAAACUGCAUUUUUCGUGCUAAACUGUCCGGAAUCGUGCGAGAAUUACGUCAUUUCAUCGGCUGCCACCAAUAUUAUUACCGUUGGCAUGGAUUUUGGGCGAAUGGCGCACAAAAGUGGAAGG
Cooperia oncophora is the source of this 522-nucleotide messenger RNA. The record is from the annotation of a GenBank genome assembly. Lineage: Eukaryota; Metazoa; Nematoda; Chromadorea; Rhabditida; Trichostrongylidae.